AUGGAGGAAAAAAUAAUGCUAGAUGAUGUGUCUAGUUCUUUAAGAGAGAGGGUGUUUUUCGCAGCAAGAGAUGGAAUGUCGUUAACUUUAUAUGCAUUGUUAUACGAAAAAAAUACUGACGAAAUCGAUGAUUUGCUAAAUAGUGAUGUGUGCAGCGAUGGUGUAAAAUGUACUCCUCUAAUAGCAGCUGCACGUCAUGGUAGGGAGGCAGCAGUCAGAAUACUUCUUGAAAAGUUCAGGCCUCCAGUUAGAUUAGAGACAGAAGGCACAGUCAAGUUUGAUGAGUAUGUUAUUGAAGGCGCAACAGCACUGUGGUGUGCAGCUGGAGCGGGACAUUUAGGCAUAGUCAAGAGACUAGUACGCGCAAAGGCGAAUGUAAACCAUGCUACAAAGACAUUAAGCACACCUCUAAGAGCGGCCUGCUUUGAUGGUCGCUUGGACAUAGUGAAAUACCUCGUACGUCAUGGAGCCGAUGUUCAUAAAGCCAACAAAUACAAUAACACGUGUUUGAUGAUCGCCUCUUAUAAAGGACAUUUGGAUGUGGUACAGUUCCUGUUGGAUAGCGGGGCCCGUGUGGACGAGCGCGCACUGUGCGGCGCGACGGCGCUGCACUUCGCGGCCGAGUGCGGGCACGCGGCCGUCGUGUGCGCGCUCAUCGACCACAACGCUAAGAUACUCACCAACGAGAAUGGUAUGACGCCACUACAAUGCGCAGCAGAGAGAGCUCGUGCAUCGGUGGUGGAAAUCCUAGCGGCUAGGCCGGAGGUGACUCGUGCUCAGGCAGUUGAGGCCUAUGAACUGCUGGGAGCGUCCUUCGCCAACGACAAGGAAUAUUACUGUCUUAGGAUGGCCUAUCAGUACCUACACAGAGCAAUGACGAUGCGUUACGACACCCGUUAUGGAGUGUUAUUAAAGAAACCGGCUGAUCCAAUUCCUGCUUAUGAUAAUUGGAGGGAGAGCACAACGAUAGAGGAGGUGGAGCGGCUGCACGGCAACGCUCACGCGCUACACAUGGAGGGGCUGGCGGUGCGCGAGCGCGUGCUGGGGCGCGCCUGCCCCGACCUGCCGCACCCCGUCGUGUUCCGCGGCGCCGUGUUCGCGGACGAGGCGCGCUUCGACCGCUGCCUCGCGCUGUGGAGGCACGCGCUGCAGCUGCGCCACCACAACAAGGUUUCUGUUGUAAAGGAUCUGCUCAGAUUCGCCCAGGUCUUUUCCCAGAUGAUACACAUUGGUAUUGAAUUGCCUUUAUCUCAGGUUUGCUUUGUAUUGGAAGCGUGUGCAGAAGAACUCAAAAGAGGACAGAUGAGAAUUGAAAAGCCACAGAUUAACCACGACCCAGAGGCGUUAAUAGAGGAGUACGAGAGCAACGUGCGCACCGCGCUCUACCUGGUGGCAGUGGCAGCGCGCCUGCUCGACGCCGCGCCUGCCACGCCUGCCACGCCCGACUCGCCCGCCGCGCCUGCCACCGAAGCAGGCGAGGAGACGACGAGUGCAGUGCGAAGGGCAGUGUUUAGGUUGAGACACGUCAGGCUUCGCACAGGACAGACGCUGCUGCACUUGGCCGCCGACAGGAGGACCCCCGUCGACGACUUCCACACCAGCGACGUCUGCCAAUUUCCUUGUAUGAGGACGACGCGACUUCUGCUGGAGUGCGGUCUAGAAGUAGAUGCGGCUGACGACAUGAGGCGGACGGCUUUGCACGUGGCGCUUAUAUCAUUCCAGCUUGUACCAGAGGAGCGCGAGCAGUGGAGCGAGGCGCUGUGCGGCGUGGUGUGCGAGCUGCUGGCGCGCGGCGCGCACGUGGACGCCGUGGACGCGGACGGCAUCACGCCGCUGCUCGCCUCCAUCGCCGGUCCAGCUGAAAGUUUAGUCCGUUCCGCAUUGAACCCCCGUCUAUCCUGCCUGGCAGCUACCACUUUGGCUUUACACGGGGCGAAGUACCGGCCGUCGCAGGUUCCCAGAGACUUGCACGCGUUUUUGACUAUGCACGGAGUCACUGCCAUGCAUUGA
Parnassius mnemosyne (clouded apollo) is the source of this 2010-nucleotide messenger RNA. The record is from the annotation of a GenBank genome assembly. NCBI's taxonomy places the organism in Eukaryota, Metazoa, Arthropoda, Insecta, Lepidoptera, Papilionidae.